AUGUUUUUCGAAUGCCUAAUUCUACUUCUAGCUGUAUAUUUUCUGUUACCACGAAGGAGAGAACGAAUUCCAAGAAAAAGCUUGAAAGGGCUUGUGAGGUUUGUGGUUGAAAAGUUCAAAGAUAAAAAAAAUUGCGAAUCUGAAAAUUUGGCUGAAAACUUGGCUGAAAAUUCCCCCUAUUGCUGUGAUUCAUGUAUAAAAUUGAUAAGGAGGUUCGAUCGAUUUUGUACAAUUUUUCAAUUGGGAAAUUUUGCUAUUCCG
Messenger RNA from Caenorhabditis briggsae, 261 nucleotides. The annotation marks the transcript as partial. The transcript is spliced from 3 exons. NCBI's taxonomy places the organism in Eukaryota, Metazoa, Nematoda, Chromadorea, Rhabditida, Rhabditidae. The record is from RefSeq and is a predicted model, not a curated record.